Podarcis lilfordi (Lilford's wall lizard) is the source of this 17695-nucleotide messenger RNA. The record is from the annotation of a GenBank genome assembly. NCBI's taxonomy places the organism in Eukaryota, Metazoa, Chordata, Lepidosauria, Squamata, Lacertidae.
GGAAGGGCGGCUUUUCGCGACAGUUGCGGGGGCCUCCGAACUGCCUCUUUCGCUGCUCUUUACUGUUGGCGGUUCCUGAAAGAAAGAGGGAGAAAGAGAGAGCAUGGCGGCCGGGGAAGCUAAGUCCGUUUUAUUCGUUUGCCUGGGUGAGUGGAAAGGGCGGGUGGAGAAUGGGGGAGGUAAAGACGCAGCAUUUUUUUAAAAAAGAAAAAGAAAAAAGCAUGGGAUUUCAUUAUUAUGCUUUUCUAUGUGUUGGAAACCGCCCAGAGUGGGUAGUUGUAGUAGUGAUAAUAGUAAUAAUAACAACAAGAACAACAACAAUAAGAAAAUAAUGAUGAUGAUGAUAAUAAUAAUAAUAAUAAUAAUAGGAGGUGUUAUGCAAGCUAAGAAAAGAUGUUCAUGGACUUGGAAUACAAAAAUGUGGUGCACAUUCAUAUUAUUUAGUUCUCUAUCUUUAAGCUGUCCUGUUUCCUCCCCCAAUUACAUCAGAAGAGCUGAGCCAGGAGCAGCUAGAAGAGCCACGGCAUUCUUACUUGUGAAGAAAGAGAUGGGCAGCCAGAGUGGAAUCCAGUGUUACCACUAAAUCUCUUAAAACUUGUACGUACAAGAGCUGCCAAGAAGCGAGAAACAUUUACAUUUGGAGUAGGACAGAAGCUCCCAUGCUCUCUGUGGUGAUGGAAGGAGACUGCUUUACAUAACACCCCCUCCACCGCUUAUAUAUAGAUAUAUAUAUAGAUAUAUAUAUAGAUAUAUAUAUAGAUAUAUAAACCACCAUGUUAACACUGCUGGUUCACACACACACACACACACACACACACCUUUGCGGCACAGACAGACCCACCCAGCCUAGUAAUGGGAAUUGGCCUUGGUGAGUUUUGUUUAGUGGUUUCCCACCAUCACCUUCACACACACACACACACACACACACACAGCCCAAAGGAGGAGUUGGGAGUUAAGAUGCAACUUGGCUGCAGCCUUCUAGAGGGAAGGUGGGAAUAGGUCUGGUGAGAGCCUGUGAGGAGCCCCCUCAGCAUCAGGCUUAAAACCUUGCUCUGGUGUAGCAUCCUGUUCUCACAGUGACCCCCCCCAAAGGAGCCCCCGUGUAAGGUUGCCACCUUUUAAAAAUAAUUUUUUUAUUAAAUAUUUUCCCCAUUUACAAAAGCAUGUGCAUUGUCUCUUCAGAUUGUGUUUUCUACAGAUCAGUUACAUUUGUUGUGAGACUUUGGUGUUAUAUGCAGUAUAGGGGCUGGGGAGAAAGUGGGGGACGGGAGAGAAGGGGGUGGCGUGGUAAAGCAUAUGUUCUUUUACUUAGUGUAUAUGAUCUGGCAAAAGGCGGUGCGGUGCCGUCACUUUGGCACUAACUGGUAAAAAACAACCCUGAUUACAAUCCAUUGCAGCCCAACAGGAUGGCCUCUUUGGAAUUUGUCACACAUGCACACACAUGCUCACACAUACACAUGAACUUGUAAAUCUCUGUGCUUGGCUAUCAGGAGCUUAAAUAGAUUACCUUUCAUGCACCCUUUCAAACUCAUGCGUUUGGAGGGGGUCUGUAACUUGGCAGAGAGAGAGAGAGAGAGAGAAGACCUGAAAUACAGGACAAAUCUAUCAAUACAGCACUCAACAUUUUACACUGAAAUGCGGGACAAUCCUGUAUUAUACAGGACAGGUGGCAACCCUACUUUCUGACGAUCUCCUGGUUCAGAUCUUCCACCUUCCUUUGCGGCACUGGCAGAACUAUGUUUAUCCUAGUAAUGGGAAGGGGCAUUGGUGAGUUUAGUGGUUUUCCACCACUACCACCUCCCCUGAGGAAUAGCUGAGUUGGGAAGGUAAGAUACAACUUGGAUACUAGGGCUGGGUGAUAUCUUGUUUUCAACAUCACAAUAUAUCACCAGCUAAAUAUCACAAUAUCUUGAUAUAUCACGAUAUAUAUCUGCAGUGGCUGAGGGCCUUGCUGCCCCCCCCCCGAGGGCAGAGGGUCCCACCAUACGUCGCUGCAGUGGCGGAGAGUGCGUCACACUUUAUCGCAGCAGCAGAAAGCCUUGCAGAGGGUACCACCCUACCUCCCUGUAUCAGAGGGCCCACGUGUGUGAGGGCUUAUCUUCAUUUCUUAUUGGUUAGGAGGGAGGAGGGAGAGAGAAAACAAAGCUAGAGACACCAGUGCCUGCAUAUUAUGUGCCUGUAAAUUAUCUGCAAAGUAUCGUUCAGCUGAGGAAUGGGAAGUUGUUAAGUCUCCACCUUUUAUGUCACCGGUACAUGUCCUAUGUUUACAUUGAUCUGCAAAAUAUAAAGCUGGUCAAAUAUCACUUAGCCUCUGCUUUUGGUUUGUAAUAGGAGUAGUGGAUAUUCUUUACAUAGCAGACUAUAAGUUACUUAAUACUUGAAGAGUAACAUGUCUGUGGAUCUCUUGUGGUGUACAGUACAUGUGAGAAAGAAAUGGGAAGAGUAACAACAGAAAUGAAGGCUGUAUGCUGCUACAUUUGCUCAGAAGUACCACUGAAUUAUGGGGCUUACUCCAAAGUGCAUAGCUUUGCUUUAAUAUUCCUGUUGGUCCCUAGGGCAUCACUGGUGUAGGAAGGACUCCAUCUACCCCAGUGCUGCCCUGGGGAGCGAAAAUAAAGCAUCUCUUUAUCUUGGCAAAAAAUUCUCCCACAGGCAUGCUGUCAUUAUUAGAAGGUCUUAGAGAGAGAAGAUCUCUCUCUCCCUCCCUCUCUCUCUCUCUGGUGUGGCAUUGUUUUGAGAAUGUCCUGUUUCCUAAGUCCCUGGUGCUGACUUUCUAGAAACGGUGCCAUGCCAGAGAGAAAGAAAGAAAGAAAGAAAGAAAGGUUCUUUUACAAAGGUAAAAAGAGGUAACAUUGGCCCUUCACCCUGUUUCUUAGAUUAGUGGACAAGUUGAAACCUCUCCAUUUAACCAGUGUAGUCCCUGGGGUUCAACAGUGUCACCUGCUGAGAAAAUUAUUUAAAGAAUAAUACUUCUAUUUUGAUAAGGGAAGCCAAAUCAUUUGGGGUUUUAGGGGCCACCAGAUGUUGAUAGGAGCCGAUUACAGCUCAGGUUGGCUACUCCUGGUAUUCAGUCAAAAAAUCCUCUGGAAGAAAUGGAUGAACCUUUCCCUGAUAGCUGGCACUGAAACUACCCUGCAGAGUGAAAGCAGGAGAGGAAUUUUAUGGAAGCUACAGCCUGCUUAUUAAAUUGCUGUUACUCUGCCCAGCCUCAUUGCUUCUGGGGCAAAAGAAACAUGAAAUGACUAUUUUGAAACAUGUAUCAAUUGGUAAAAAUCAAAUAGAUGCAUCUAAACAUGGGCCCUGUCCAUAGUUGUACAGUCUGGACUAUGUUUCAGUGAGGCAUGCACAACAAUCAUUCAGUGGAUUAUGCCUGAUAGAUCUCAUUCCUUUGCCCACAUGUGAAGUAGAAGAUGAGAUAUCACUUUAUGAAACCUUUUUGCUUGAUUAAAUGAUGGAGGUGCUGCAGCUGAGAGCAGAUGACGUCUCUUAAAAUCUCUAAACAAAUGAUAGUGAUACAGUUUUUCUCUGUCUACAUUUAGAAAUCCUGCUUUUAAUCCGGGCUGGUUGCUUUUGGAAACAGUGUUCAACUAGGAUUAGACUAGGGUCCGGCAGCAUGGUGUGGAGACUGUAGAUAGAGCACUCUCUCUCUCUCUCUCUCUCUCUCUCUCUCUCUCUCCUUUAACACUAGGAAGCAGUGUUGGAAACUGAGAUAUGAAAGCUAGGAGCUAAAUGGCACCUUAAACCCAGGUUAUGGGUGCAACAGCUGAAUGUCUAGGCAUACUUUUUUAAUAACAAGGAGACAAAGCUGAAAAUGAAUGAAUGCAGCUAAAAUAUUAUUUUCAUUUUCCACAUGGUCUCGUCCUUCCCCUGCCCAACCCCCUAAUAUUCUUAAGAGGGUCUCUUCUCCAGUCUUCAGAGAGUAGCUGGAAGUGGGGAGGCAGAAAAAGGUCCUCCUUUCCUUACACUCUGCAGUUUUAAUCUGAAAUCAUGGGUGCAGUACUGCGCCCAGAGCUCAGAAGCUGCUCACGCUAAUGAAAUUCCCUGUCGCAAAAUGCAUCUAGAGCAAUGGGAGUUUCGAACACUGUUUGGAAGUUGGGUGUUACUCAGUUAAAUUGAUUGGCAGUAGAUUGGAUGUAGUUAGAAGACAAUACCUAUUUGUAUGACACAUAGUUAACUUAAUUUGCUGCCAUGAUGUGUGGUUUUGGCCAUUGGACAGGGAUAACUUUAAAAGGAGAUCAGACAUAUUAAUGAAUGAUUGGUUCAUCAACAGCUUCAGCCAUGACUGGACAUGGAAGAGGCAUCUAGAGCUGAACUAAAACUCCUGCCUGGCAACAGCAAGAGUUGAUGCAUCAGUGUGUACACCACUGCAUCCACAGCCUCACCACUCACAUUGGGGCAACAUGAAAAAGUGCCUCUUCACUACACCAGGUCUUAGGCUGAGCCCAUGGCCAUCAACUGAUGACAUCACAGCCAGCUGAAGAGCCAGUGAAUCCUGCACUGGCACACAUUUUGUGAGUUCCUGCUGGCAGUAGCGUCUAUCUGCCAUUUGAGGAUCAGUAUUGAAAUUUGGCUGUGAACACCCCACCAACCCUCUUUGCUGGUGGGGUUCUCCCUUCUCUGCCUCAUCUAGUCCUCUUCCAGCACAGGAGAGCGAAGCUGUUAGUGUAUCUCUAAAUACCUUACUAGCAGCUGGAGGAGGCAGAAUACUGGAGAGGGAAGGUGCUGUCAAGUCCUGCUUAUGUGCUUCCUGGGAAUAUUUGGUUGGCUGCUGUGCGAAAAGGAUGCUGGACUAGAUAAACACUCUUGAUCUAAUUGAGAUCCGAGGAGAUAGUUAUUAUAUGCUUAGUAGCUACGUUAAAAGUUGCACUGUAGACCAUUGUCAGCCAGAAUGAGAAUGUGUGCAUGUUGUCAUUGGAAGUUGCGUUGAACAGACUGAAACCAAAUACAGUGGUACUUCGGGUUACAUACGCUUCAGGUUACAUACACUUCAGGUUACAGACUCCGCUAACCCAGAAAUAGUACCUCGGGUUAAGAACUUUGCUUCAGGAUGAGAACAGAAAUCGUGCUCCGGUGGUGCGGCAGCAGUGGCCCCAUUAGCUAAAGUGGUGCUUCAGGUUAAGAACAGUUUCAGGUUAAGAACGGACCUCCAGAAUGAAUUAAGUACUUAACCCGAGGUACCACUGUAGUAAUCCUACCUUUACUGUUUUAGUAUCAGAAGAGGGAUUAUCCAUUAAUGACCCCUUCACAAUGCAAACACUGAGUCAGGCAACCCCACUUUUAUACCCAUUAUAUUGAGGUGCAAGGAGAAGGUUGGCCUGUAGUUCAUCUUGGAGCACAAUUCUAUCUGUGUCUACUCAGGGGAACAAAUCAUAUUAAAUACAAUAUGACUUACUCCCAAGUAAAUAACUGCAGGGUUUCAGAUGUAAGAUUUAUUCUGUAGGGAAAGGAGAUGGGGCAGAAAUGAGUUAAUACCUCCCCCAUGUAAUUUCUUGUAUCUCCUUGUUGAGGCCCAGCUUGUAUUUUACUAGUAUGGAGUUAAGGACUGCAUUACAGUGUACUUGUAGCUUGAGUCAAAGCAGGUAGUUGUUACUUAGUGGAAAAGUCUGCAGGUCAUAGGCUGUGAUUUCACUAGGUGGCUUAGGAACUAGGCUUAAAAUCUGGAAAUGCUGGUGAUUUCAGUGGAAUGUGUUGGUGAAAUUGUCUUUGGGGGAUGUAGAAUUCACUCUGUCACAAUACAUUGUCAGCAAUGCUACUGGAAACCAAUAAAGCCCAUAGAAUACUGGUGUGUACUGACUUGCAACAAUCCACCUCUGCUAAAAGUUGGUUGCUAUUGGUGAACAAUAAUGGGCUUCUCGCAAGCCAGAUGUGGAAGUCAGGAAGUGAACACUGAUAAGAAACUGCAUAGAAAGGGGAGCAGAUGAACUCUGUGGCUUUCUUCAGUACUUCACAUGUACCUCCACAGGUUCUGGAAUGUUUCACCUUAAGAACACAGGUGUGGGAGAUUACAUUUUAAAGUCACUGGAUUAAAUCUUUAUUUCCACAGGGAACAUUUGCCGCUCUCCCAUAGCCGAAGCUGUUUUUAGGAAACUUGUGACUGAGGGAAACAUUGAAAACAAGGUAAGUUUUAUUUUAGCCGCCAAAGCCGCCAUUCUGUUAGCAUGAUAUAAAUAUUUUGACCUUACCUGCAUAUCUUAGAAAUCUUUCUGUACCAAUUUAUCAGCAUCUCUUUACCAAAGUGCUAAAUGGCAGACUGAGAGGCAUCCCUUAUCAGAAUAGGCUCUGUAUAGGCUCUCAGGACAUCAAUUGUAUGAGGCAUAUGCUACUGCAUUGCGGACAAUAUGAGCAAGCUAGGGAUCUAUUGAUUAAACCCUUACUGGCAAAUCGGCUGGGUAAAUCUGAAACCUAGUAUACUAAAUAUCUUCUGGACAAGUAUAAUGGUAUCACAGUGGCCGUGGCAAAGUUUCUUUCGGUAGUCAUACGUAUCAAAGAUCAUCAUACUUAAGACCAAACAAAUAUCAUCUCAGUCUCCCUCUGCCGGGGAGUUGUCUGUAUGAAUCUGCAUUUUAUUCUAAAUCUGUGUUAUGGAUUUCUGGACCGCAAUAAAGAUUAUUACAGUGGUGCCUCGCAAGACGAAAUUAAUUCGUUCCGCAAGUUUUUUCUUCUUGCGAGUUUUUCGUCUUGCGAUGCACGGUUUCCCAUAGGAAUGCAUUGAAAAUCAAUUAAUGCGUUCCUAGGGAAACCGACUUCAGACCAGGUCCGGGGACAGUCUGUCCCCCGACCUCUUCUGAAGGCUGGGGGGGACAAGGGCUUUUCUUCCACCCCAGCAUUUUAAAACCCGGGACAGCGGAGAGCUUCUCCGCUGUCCGGGCGAUCUUAAAAUGCUGGCGGGCGGCAUUUUAAAAUUGCCCCGGGACAGCGGAGGACUUCUCCGCUGUCCGGGGCAAUUUAAAGCCCCUGGGAAGGCAGGCAGGGGGACAAAGACUUUGCCCCCGCCAGCCUUCAGAAGAGGUCCUGGACCUCUUCUGAAGGUUGGCGGGGCGAAGUCUUUGUCCCCCCACCUGCCUUCAAAAGCUGUCCAGCCAAGGCUUCGCGGACCUCUCCGCAAGCAGCGGCAGCACUGCCGCUGCUUGCGGAGAGUUGCCGGCAUGCCGAGCCUGCGCGCGCUGAGAUCAGCGCGCCCAGGCUUCGCGGACCUCUCCGCGAGCAGCGGCAGCGCUGCCGCUGCUCGCGGAGAGUUGCCGGCAUGCCGAAGCCUGCGCGCGCUGAGAUCAGCGCGCCCAGGCUCGCGGACCUCUCCGCGAGCAGCGGCAGCGCUGCCGCUGCUCGCGGAGAGUUGCCGGCAUGCCGAAGCCUGCGCGCGCUGAGAUCAGCGCGCCCAGGCUUCGCGGACCUCUCCGCGAGCAGCGGCAGCGCUGCCGCUGCUCGCGGAGAGUUGCCGGCAUGCCGAAGCCUGGGCGCGCUGAGAUCAGCGCGCCCAGGCUCCGCGGACCUCUCCGCGAGCAGCGGCAGCGCUGCCGCUGCUCGCGGAGAGUUGCCGGCAUGCCGAAGCCUGGGCGCGCUGAGAUCAGCGCGCCCAGGCUCAGCGGACCUCUCCGCGAGCAGCGGCAGCGCUGCCGCUGCUCGCGGAGAGUUGCCGGCAUGCCGAAGCCUGGGCGCGCUGAGAUCAGCGCGCCCAGGCUCCGCGGACCUCUCCGCGAGCAGCGGCAGCGCUGCCGCUGCUCGCGGAGAGUUGCCGGCAUGCCGAGCCUGGGCGCGCUGAGAUCAGCGCGCCCAGGCUCCGCGGACCUCUCCGCGAGCAGCGGCAGCGCUGCCGCUGCUCGCGGAGAGUUGCCGGCAUGCCGAAGCCUGGGCGCGCUGAGAUCAGCGCGCCCAGGCUCCGCGGACCUCUCCGCGAGCAGCGGCAGCGCUGCCGCUGCUCGCGGAGAGUUGCCGGCAUGCCGAGCCUGGGCGCGCUGAGAUCAGCGCGCCCAGGCUCCGCGGACCUCUCCGCGAGCAGCGGCAGCGCUGCCGCUGCUCGCGGAGAGUUGCCGGCAUGCCGAAGCCUGGGCGCGCUGAGAUCAGCGCGCCCAGGCUUCGCGGACCUCUCCGCGAGCAGCGGCAGCGCUGCCGCUGCUCGCGGAGAGUUGCCGGCAUGCCGAAGCCUGGGCGCGCUGAGAUCAGCGCGCCCAGGCUCCGCGGACCUCUCCGCGAGCAGCGGCAGCGCUGCCGCUGCUCGCGGAGAGUUGCCGGCAUGCCGAAGCCUGGGCGCGCUGAGAUCAGCGCGCCCAGGCUCCGCGGACCUCUCCGCGAGCAGCGGCAGCGCUGCCGCUGCUCGCGGAGAGUUGCCGGCAUGCCGAAGCCUGGGCGCGCUGAGAUCAGCGCGCCCAGGCUUCGCGGACCUCUCCGCGAGCAGCGGCAGCGCUGCCGCUGCUCGCGGAGAGUUGCCGGCAUGCCGAAGCCUGGGCGCGCUGAGAUCAGCGCGCCCAGGCUCCGCGGACCUCUCCGCGAGCAGCGGCAGCGCUGCCGCUGCUCGCGGAGAGUUGCCGGCAUGCCGAAGCCUGGGCGCGCUGAGAUCAGCGCGCCCAGGCUCGCGGACCUCUCCGCGAGCAGCGGCAGCGCUGCCGCUGCUCGCGGAGAGUUGCCGGCAUGCCGAGCCUGGGCGCGCUGAGAUCAGCGCGCCCAGGCUCGCGGACCUCUCCGCGAGCAGCGGCAGCGCUGCCGCUGCUCGCGGAGAGUUGCCGGCAUGCCGAAGCCUGCGCGCGCUGAGAUCAGCGCGCCCAGGCUCGCGGACCUCUCCGCGAGCAGCGGCAGCGCUGCCGCUGCUCGCGGAGAGUUGCCGGCAUGCCGAAGCCUGCGCGCGCUGAGAUCAGCGCGCCCAGGCCUCGCGGACCUCUCCGCGAGCAGCGGCAGCGCUGCCGCUGCUCGCGGAGAGUUGCCGGCAUGCCGAGCCUGGGCGCGCUGAGAUCAGCGCGCCCAGGCUUCAGCGGAUCGGAGAUUUCCUAUGGGCUUUCGUCUUGCGAAGCAAGCCCAUAGGGAAAUUCGUUUUGCGAAGCGCCUCCAAAACGGAAAACCCUUUCGUCUAGCGGGUUUUUCGUCUUGCGAGGCGUUCGUCUUGCGGGGCACCACUGUAUUAUAUUUUGACUUGUUUUUCUGUAGUGGAGGAUAGACAGUGCAGCAACAUCUACGUAUGAAGUAGGAAAUCCUCCAGAUUAUCGAGGCCAGAAUUGCAUGAGGAAACAUGGUGUUACCAUGAAUCAUAUUGCCAGGCAGGUACUGUACCCAUAUUGCUUUCAAUGUAUGUAUGCAUAUGUUCUUGUUGUUCACAGUGGGUGAUAGACAGCGGUGCUGUUUCUGACUGGAAUGUGGGGCGCUCCCCAGAUGCGAGGGCUUUAAGUUGUCUGAGAAAUCAUGACAUUCAGACGGGCCAUAAAGCACGACAGGUAGAAAGAGUCUGUUCGUUGUUUUCUGGAAACUAUGGGUGGUGCAAAAGUCUUGGUAACUGCUGUAGGUUGGAUUGCGUGUGGAUUGGCAAAGUAUUAAAUGUUUAACUACUCAGUGUAGUCGUGGUUAGAGCAGUGGAAAUUCUAACAGCAUCUGUGUAAAGUGGUUGGAUGAAGCCAUGUUCCAGAGCCUGUUAACGCUGUUCCCUGAAUGAAAUUAUUUCAGUGGUUAGGGAUAUUAUUAUUUUAUUUCUUUGCUAGCCAAGGUGAAUCACUUGCCAUGAACCUAGUUUGCCAUUUUGUUGCCCAUUCCUCCAGUUUAAAGAGAUCCUUUUGAGUCAUAUUGCAUUUGGCUUUUCAUAGUACAGUGGUAUCUCUGGUUACAGACGCUUCAGGUUACAGACUCCGCUAACCCUGAAAUAGUACCUCGGGUUAAGAACUUUGCUUCAGGAUGAGAACAGAAAUUGUGCCUUGGUGGCAGUGGGAGGCCCCAUUAGCUAAAGUGGUACCUCAGGUUAAGAACAGUUUCAGGUUAAGAAUGGACCUCCAGAACGAAUUAAAUUCUUAACCCGAGGUACCACUGUACUAAAGAAUUUGGUAUUGAUUGCAGGCUUGGACUUCUCACCCCUGGCUACAGUUCAUUAAUAAACAAGUUAAAUCACACCAGUCCCAAUAGAGACUCACUGUUAGCUUCCCUCCGUUAUGAAAACUGUUCCUGGUUCAGACCUUAAGCAACUCUGCUCCAGUAGACAAUUGUAGGUUAUAAGAGAUGGCUAAAUGAUAUUGAUUUCAAUGUCUCAGUUGUUAAAAUAAAUGCGCAUAAUUUAUCAAAAUUCCUUUAAGGCCUGACCUUCUUUAGAUGGAUUCAUAACUGCAGCAUUUCUGUUAGACAAAGGAUGUGUCACAUGUUCCCUUCUGACUUUUUCUUUCCUUUUGUGAGGUCUUGCUUUAGUUGUUUUCCCCAUUUACAGAUCUUUUUAUUAUUGUUCCUUUAGCUUCACUGGUGCCCUUUUUGACCUUAAACUCCCUUUAGUCCAUUUCAUGUAAAACCCAUAGAACUCAGCAUAGAUGAGAGCCUCUCAACACUCAAACAGUUCUGCCUGCCUUCUGCUUUUUCUUCUGUUUCUCUUGAUAUCUUGAUUCCCCCCCCCCCCAAUAUUUAAAAGCUUAACAAGGAAAGCUUAACUGGUAUAGUUCACAUCUGUUGUUUUCAACACAUCAAAAUGUGCUCUGAAUGUUAUCACAGUUCAAAAGAAGAACUGAUGGCAUCUUUGGAAGAGCGCAUUGUUGAACAAUACUUUUACGUCGUAAUCAUUACAGCCUUAUCCCAUAAUUUCUGAACAGUGUUUAAUUUUUGAGAGAUAAUAUGAACAAUAACUUGUGUAAAUGUUCCCUGGCCAAAUACUAAAACCCUAAUUCUUCUGUCUCCAGUUUUAUUUUUCUACAAUUGAUUUCUGAGCUGCUUACUUUGCAGCUGUCAGUUAGCAUACAUAAAUGUUGUUUGGCUUUAGAAUUUUAAAUAUGUAUUGCUAACUGCCAUCACUGCAACACUGACUUAACCUCAUUUUUUUUAUUAAGAAUUGUUGUGACAUGGAUCUCUGUUAACAGUGUUUAAACAUAUUUGUUAAAUUCUAGGUUACAAAAGAUGAUUUCCUGACGUUUGAUUAUAUGCUUUGUAUGGAUGAAAGUAACUUACGGUAAGUUGUGAAAACUAUGUGCUUUUUGCUUAUAGAUGAUGAAUAGUUCUGAUUAUUCUAGCCUAAAUGGGUUGUUUGCUACAUUUAGUGCCUCCUAAUAGACGCUAAAGCCCUUAAAGAGUAUUCCCACUACACCCUUCGUCUAAAACAUGGGGAGGGAAACAGUUUAAAUUCCAGAUGUUAUUGAACUACCCUCAGCUCUGGCCAGCAUGGUCAAUGCAUAGAGAUGAUGGGGGUUUAAUUCAAACACAGCUGGAGGACCACAGGUUCCCCAUUCUGGGUCUAAAGGAUGAUGAUCCCUAGGAAUAGUCAGGGAACAGACGGAAUAGCAUUGUACCUUUUGCAUUAUAGUAAUCUAUUCCUCAUUUGAGCAAAUGAUUGCCAGGAUUACUCUGCAAGAGGAGAACAGGCUGCUGUAUGAAAUCUAUAUUUCUGGUGGAUCCAGGUGUUAUUUCAAGUCAAUGUUCUGAAACUGUUGCAUUUAUUUCCUGAGCCUCUCAUUAGUAUUUUUGGCUCCAUAGUGUUGGUAUUCUAUAACUUACAUUUAUACUUUGGUACAACAUUACAUAAAAAUAUGUGUGUUAGAUGCUGCGUACUAAAUCACAUCACACUGUUAAAAGUGUGUGGUUUUUUUCUUUAUACACUGUGAUUUUUGUUUCCUUUAUGCACUGCAAACUCUUAAGGAUAUCUUGGUGUCAAAGGAAAAAAGAAAGAAAGACAUGCCACACUUAAUGACAAAAAGUUGCCUAAACUUUUGUCUUGUAGAGAUCUGAAAAGAAAAAGCAAUAGUGUUCAAAACUGCAAAUCUCAGAUUGAGCUGCUUGGGAGCUAUGAUCCACAAAAGCAGCUUAUUAUUGAAGAUCCGUACUAUGUAAGUAUUCAAUUCUAUUAGUCCUUUUUAACUCAAAAUCAGUGUUGUAGCAAUCAGUGUUGUAAUAAAGAAAUCUGUUUAACUUAAAUUGGUUCAUUUUAUUUUUUGUCUCUGCUUCUUUCUAUAGGGGACUGAUGAAGAUUUUGAAACUGUUUAUCAACAGUGCCUUAGAUGUUGUAAAGCAUUUUUGGAGAAACCUCAUUAAUGGGGCAAGUGUUUGUGAAAGCAAAUAAUAUUUAGCUGUUCUGUAAAAUUAUUCUCAAUUGAUAUUAAAUUGUAAAGAUUCUAAAAAUAAGUCCUUUUUUUAGCAUACUUAAUUUCAUGAUGUGCACUGCACCUUGUACUUGAGAAAUGGUAGGCUUAUAAAAUUAAUAUUGACCUUGAUCAAGCAUCUAUAUAAAGGGGAAAGCAUCCAGUACUGACAAAAUAAAUGUGUGUGAUUCUUGGUAUACAUAUUCCACAUAGUAUGUAAAAUAAUUCCUGUAUACAUACUCUAAAUAUGAUACACCUAUGCUGUUUUCCAUUGCUACUUGUAUGUAUGGUACUUUUUAAUCUUAAACAUCUUUCUUAGAAGUAUUUUUUGGAUGUAUUGUCACAUGAUUAAGAACUGAAGACUUAACAAAACAGUCUCUUUUUACUUUUUCCAUUAUUUGUGAUUUGAAAGAGAGAGAGAGACUUACAGCCAUAUAGAGUUGAGCUGUAUGAAUUUCACAAGUCUGCAUAACCACAGAAUAAGUUCGUUGUGUGGUCUCUUGAUGCAUAGUACAGUCUCCUAGAGUCUUGGUCUCUCUUUUUUUCCCUAUUUAUUAAAACAAAAUCUAGCCUUUAGUAGCUGCUGAGAUGAUGCUUGAAAGAGGAUAAAUACAGCCUUGUGAAGUCUUGGAGCAGUGUGCAUGGCACAAAGUGUUCUUUGCAGAUCAUGUGUACUAACGGAAGCCGAGUAAAUUAAUUAAAUAUGCUUCACUUGCCCUAACAUAUACAACCUACAACCGUGUUAAUUUCCACACAACAGAAUUUCGGCAUUACCUUCUUUUUAAUCAUAAGUAUACACAGCCCUGCUUUUGAAUUAUGGUGCUGGAGGAGACUCUUGAGAGUCCCAUGGACUGCAAGAAGAUCAAACCUAUCCAUGCUUAAGGAAAUCAGCCCUGAGUGCUCACUGGAAGGACAGAUCGUGAAGCUGAGGCUCCAAUACUUUGGCCACCUCAUGAGAAUAGAAGACACCCUGGAAAAGACCCUGAUGGUGGGAAAGAUGGAGGGCACAAGGAGAAGGGGACGAGAUGGUUGGACAGUGCUCUCGAAGCUACCAGCAUGAGUUUGACCAAACUGCGGGAGGCAGUGGAAGACAGGAGUGCCUGGCGUGCUCUGGUCCAUGGGGUCACAAAGAGUUGGGCACGACUAAACAACAACAACAACAUACACAGCCCUGGCUAUAGAUGAGAAAUGUCUGAAGAGAAGAGUUAAAAGGCCAGUAAUUGCCUCAUUGAGAACUAGGACUGCUCUCUUCUGCUUCAUGGGCAUUCCCUUACAGGUCUAUAAGCGAGAUUUCCUUUUGACAUUUUCAUUUAACAUUAUCAUGGUAAUCAUAAUCAUUAUAAUUUUAUAAUUUUACACCGCCCAUCUGGCUGGGUUUCCCCAGCCACUGGUAAACAUUCUGUAGAUCAUAACCACAUUCGCCACUUUUUAAAAAGUGAUAUAUGUUUAGUGCCUACACCCUCCUGUCUCUUAUAGCUGUGAUGCCUUUCCUGAAUAUCCUCAUGCUGGAACUUCUAUGUGCCUCCAUCAUGUUUUUCUUUCCCAUCAUAUCAAACACAUCCUCCUUGGUGGUUUGCUUUCAAGUCGCUUCACCAGUUAUGGAUACUCCUCGGAGCUUCUCUUCCUAAAUUGUUUAAAGGAUGCUUUUAAUACUCUUCUCCCAUCUUCUUUCUUGUAAAUAAGCUGUCUUUCAUGACUGUGCCAGUUCGAAAGCAUGCCAGUGCAAGUAGAUAAAUAGGUACCACUUCGGCGGGAAGGUAAAUGGUGUUUCCGUGCGCUCUGGCACUCGUCACAGUCCUCCGUGCGCCAGUAGCGGUUUAGUCAUGCUGGCCAUAUGACCCGGACAACUGUCUGUGGACAAACGCCAGCUCCCUCGGCCUGAAAGCGAGAUGAGUGCCACAACCCCAUAGUCGCCUUUGACUGGACUUAACCAUCCAUGGGACCUUUACCUUUACCUUCUUAUCACCUCUUUGAGGUUCAGUUCCUCACGAUGCAGAGCAGUACAAGAGAGCACAUGGGUAGAAUCCUUUUAUGAGGUGCCAUACUUUUCCCUGAGUUGAUUGCAACUUGGCUUAGAAGAGCUAGAUAGACCAUGAAAAGAUAACUAAAUCCUUGAUCCCAGCCUAUUCCUUAAAAUGUCUGGGCAUGAUGACAAUACGUGACUCCUGAGUUGGCAUUGCUUAGCUUCUCUUGCCCCACCUCCCUUUCUUGGAAAAGCAUUUCAUUAUUGCUGCUUCAAAACUGAGCCAAAGAAAAGCUUCUGCUACCCAGAAGCAAGCAGCAAAAUCCAUAGCGUGUCACAAAUGUGCUUUACUGCUUCUAGUAAAGGACACUACUGAGUGCAAAACUCCUCCGGGUAAUAAAUAACUCAACAUAUAACAUAAAGCACAUGCUGAAGGGCGUUGACAUGAAUAAAUGUCUAUUUGUAAAUAGUUGGAUGUGUGAGCUAUUCCUGGUCUACUGCUUGGUGUCAAGCCCUGCAGUGUAAUAAUGCAUGGGAGGCUGUCUUAUCUUUUAAACAGCCAAUUAUAAAAAAUGUUUGCCAAGAUCUUUAUCUUCCCACUUAGCAGAAUUAAUAAAUACAAGCUGCAGACAAGAAAAUAGGAAGUUGUCAUAAUAAUUCCUUUGGCUGAGUGUUGCUAUAAACAGUGGUUAUUGGAGUAUUUUGCACUGUGUGUACACAUUAAGACAUUAACAUUUCCCCUCCCGCCUACUGCGUCUCAUGUCCCAAGCACAUUUGCAAUAUUUAUUUAUUAGUUUAUCUUAUUUAUUAGAUUUAUAUACCACCCGCCAUCAUAAGAUUUCAGGGCUGUUCGUGAGAUUAAAACGCAAAUAAAUAGUUAGAAACAGCAAAACAAUACCCCCUCCCACAGACACAUUUAAAAGGCUGUGGAAUAUUAAACAGCCAAAGGCCUGAUUGAAGAGGAAUGUUUCUUUCGCCUGGCACUUAAAGAUAUAUAAAGAAGGUGCCAGACAAACCUCCCUGGGGAGAGCAUUCCACAAACAGGGAACCACUGCAGAAAAGGCCAGUUCUCAUGUUGCCACCCUCUGGACCUCAUGUGGAGAAGGCACAUCCUGUUGAUGCUGCUGGACUGGCAUGUUGUGUUCCUGGUUAAGGACUAGCAUGGGCAGGGAGGUUUAAUGGUGCUACUAGAUAAUACUACAUGUUUACUGAGUGUUGAGGGCAAACUUUCUUUGAAGCAUCUGGAUUCAGGUAGGUAGCCAUAUUGGUCUGACGCAGUCAAAAUAAAUAAAAAAAUUGUCCAGUACCUACCCCCCCUUUAAAGCAGGAAUAGUGGUCUUCGAAAUUAGAUCCAUAUUUUGGGUACCUUUCCCAUUUCAACCCUGCUGGAUUUAAAAUGCACCCAGAGCUGAAUUUCAUUGCAUGCAAAACUCCAUAGCUAUUGAUUUAAAAUGUCAUAGGAAAUUCAGAGGCAAAUAGCUGUAAUUUAUUUUUAUAGGCUAUGCUCAAGUGCUGCUAGGAAUAUAUUUUUGUUUUAAUAAAAAUGCUAACUUUUAUUCCUGUUUACAGCCGUACUAAAAUUAACUGUCAUACCAAUUGACUUGAAAAUACAAGAGCAAAUAAAAUAGGGAAAAGAUCAGCUUAGCUGUAUUGAUCCUUGUAAUGUUUUCAUUGCCUUAGUUUCAUAAUGUAGCAAAUUACUUUGAGUACACUUGGGUUUUUUUAAAAAACCUGCGUGAAAUACAAGUGGCCAUCUGAAUCUCCAAUCCUGAUACACAUGGAACACUUUUCUGUGGUUGCUUUCAAACUUCCAUUUAAAGGAAAAACCUUCAGGUGUUGCAGGUAUAUGGAAAUGAAUGUUUCAUAUUCACGGGACCCCAAGGCAACACUUAGAGAGGAGGGACAAGAGCAACAUUUACCUUACUUCCAUUAAUUAUAGCUACAGUAUUGAAUUGGAUAGAGAUGGCUAUUUUAAUAAGCCCUGAUGAUGGUGACUUGGCAGGAUGGAAAAGGUGGUUGCACAGGCAAGUAGAGUCAUGGGUGAGUCAAACAUAAACUGUUUGCAAGGAUGCUGUUAGCCCACAUGAAGCCCACCUUGGGGCAUGUUCUAUCUCUCAUCACACAAAACAUCCCCACUUUGAAAAGGAAUUUGAUGUCUUUGGUCUAGUGCAGUUCUUUCCCUACUACAAGUAGGAAGAAGAAUAAUGAUGAAGAGCCAAGUUAUAAACCCAACACUUUAUUAUGUAUGUUAUUUACAGUAUUUACAUAUUGCACAUUUAGCUGGAAUGUUCAUACCUCUAUUGUACAGGAAACAGAUGGCAUUUUAGUGGAUGCAGAAUCCAAGUUUUACUUAAAACAUGUUUGUCUCUUCCACGUGGCAUGCAGUUUGCACUCAGUAAGAGUACACCAUAACAGAUUUAUGAAACAUUUGUAACCAAACACUUUGAAUUCCAUAAGCAAGAAAGGUAACCUCCACAGGAAGGCUUCCUUGAAAGUGUCCCAUGACGUCUCUAAAUGAAACAUGUUCUUACUUGGGAGGUUGAUAAUUCACUGAAUUUUUUGGCAAUGCAACACUUCUGAUAUAGGGUGGCCUUAAAGUAUGAAACAUUUUAAAUUGUUAUGGUAGAAAAACUACCAGAAAAAAAUGUGUAUCUGUAAACAGUGGUGACAGAAUAGAAAACACAUGUUUUAAAGAUUUUAUGGGAAGUAGUCUAUCAACUUGCAAAAAUAAAUCUCUUGUUCACAAUGGAGUAUGUUACAAAGAUGGUAAGUUCAAUUUCCCUGUUGGUUUCCAAGGCACUUCUCUUGGUUCUUGAUAAUAGCUUUUUCCCUUGAUAGUAGUAACAUCUGAAGCAAAGACAAGACAACACCGCCCACCACAAAAUAUUAGUUUCUCGGUUUUCAAGUGAGCAAAAUAUUUCACUUUUGUUUUUGCUGCACAAUCUGGCAUACUAAAACUCUGGGUCGGUUACCAUUUGCUGUCAAGGGAUGGGGAUUUAGGUAAGUGAGAUAAAGCCUUCACAGUUCAUGAGCACCAGCUCUUGGAUACUCCAAGGCCUACGCUAUAUUUUUACUUCUUAAAUACACUGAUUUCCCUACUUGUGGCAAUCAUUCUUAUAUGACAGGCACCCCCAAACUCGGCCCUCCAGAUGUUUUGGGACUACAAUUCCCAUCAUCCCUGACCACAAGGGCUGAAAAGGAUCUCAAUCUCGGUGUUGAUUCCAAGAGAAAUGAAUUGGUUUUGAUUCUUGAUAUUGCUUACUGUUGUUAAGUUGGUAUUUCAGUGAAAUAUAAAUGUGCAGUUUUGGAGACAGAUUCAGCUGAAUGCACAUAACGUUUGUUCAUGCUUCAACUACAUUAUAACUCUAUUAUAGAUAGAUUAAUCACUCCUACAUGUAUAUUUUUAAGCUGCAUUCAAAUAUGGCAUAAUCAACCUGUAACUUUAAAUAGAGACCCAGUGUCAAUACAUAGAAACGGAUGCUGACUCAGCCCC